GGUGCCUCUAAAGCGGUGUGACCUUCGCACGUUCGCCAGUAAACGCUGCUCAGCUGACGGAGCUGCAUCUCUUCUGUUCCGAGAGACUUUUUUUUACCGCCACGUUUUAGCCGAAAGAGCACAUCAUGGGGGAUGUUGAGAAAGGAAAGAAGGUUUUCGUCCAGAAGUGUGCUCAAUGCCACACCGUGGAGGCCGGGGGCAAGCACAAGGUGGGCCCUAACCUGCAUGGUAUUUUUGGACGCAAGACUGGACAGGCGGAGGGCUACUCCUAUACAGAUGCUAACAAAAGCAAAGGUAUUGUCUGGAGUGACGACACCCUCAUGGAGUACCUGGAGAACCCCAAGAAGUACAUCCCCGGCACCAAAAUGAUCUUUGCUGGCAUCAAGAAGAAGGGAGAGCGCCAGGACCUUGUCGCUUACCUCAAGUCAUCCACAUCGUGAAAAUGUUGAAGAGAGACAAAACAAAGAUGAGAAUAUUUAAUGUACUCAUUUAGGUUAUUUUCAGCUCCAUGCGUGUUCAGUAUCUGGUUUUAUGUUUAGUCAUUUGUACAGAAGGUGUAUUUAUUUCGUACAUGUUUGGCGAAGAACGGUUUCAGGAGGUUGUACAAGUGACCAAACGUAACACUGCAGCACUUAUUAUUUGUGGAUCUGUCCUUAUAAAUGCUAAUCUCAUUUAAACGUUACUUGCCAUGAUAGGUGGCUUGACCUGUCAUUCAUUCUGUUCUCCAUGACAACGGUUCAUUUUUACUAUUGUAAAUUAUAAAAGUAAGCAAAUAUCAGUUAACAAUAAUAAUAAAUUGGAGAAAUGUUGGGACAUCUGGUGGGGAUUUGGUGUCGAGUGGAGUUUCUGAGUGAAGCUUUCACCUGAUAGGAGCGCUCUUAAAUUUCCACAUGCUGAACUCGGACAAUACCUUCUUUUGAGUUUUGUUACAACUGAAGAGCCCUUCCUCUCUGAGCUUUUGUUUUAACUCCUUCCUGGCAUCGGAUUUGAUGUACAUCAAGGAGACGAAUCAUGCUAAGGGUCACGUUUGUUAUCCGUCUCUUCACAGCGAAGAAUUGUGAGUGUUUAAUAUCUUAUUGCGGCCUUGUAAAAACCACCAACUAUGCUCAGAGUGUGAAAUCAGCUGGCAAACAGUCACCAUGCCUAACUUUGUUACCAGAGCUUCUGUUUUCAGAAAAACUACCAACGGUACCAUCUGGAUCGACAGAUUAUAUUCACUUGAUUUCACAGACUGCAAGUGUCGGUUUAAUUUAUUUUACUGUAUUCGGUGCUCUAAGACAAGGAUUUUGUAGCUGUGUUUGGUUCUGGACAGAAAGGUUGAAAGGUCAAAAUAAAAAACUUCAGAAGCAAAACAAA
Poecilia reticulata (guppy) is the source of this 1356-nucleotide messenger RNA. It is a transcript of the gene cycsb, whose product is annotated as cytochrome c, somatic b. NCBI's taxonomy places the organism in Eukaryota, Metazoa, Chordata, Actinopteri, Cyprinodontiformes, Poeciliidae. Gene Ontology annotation, molecular function: electron transfer activity; heme binding. The record is from RefSeq and is a predicted model, not a curated record.